Vanrija pseudolonga is the source of this 2627-nucleotide messenger RNA. It is a transcript of the gene PMT4, whose product is annotated as Dolichyl-phosphate-mannose--protein mannosyltransferase 4. Gene Ontology annotation, biological process: protein O-linked glycosylation via mannose. Bases 123 to 2531 code for a protein of 802 amino acids. Lineage: Eukaryota; Fungi; Basidiomycota; Tremellomycetes; Trichosporonales; Trichosporonaceae. Gene Ontology annotation, molecular function: dolichyl-phosphate-mannose-protein mannosyltransferase activity. The record is from RefSeq and is a predicted model, not a curated record. The transcript has 4 exons. Gene Ontology annotation, cellular component: endoplasmic reticulum; membrane.
GUUGAUGGCCGAUCGAAGUUGGCCGCCCCGCGCGACGCGACACCCCUGGGGUCACACCACAUCCUGCAUCGUAUCUCUCUCCUCAAUCACAUCUCCCACACACACCACACGCCUCUCCCAACAUGUCGCUUCAGCCGCGUCAACGGCGGCCAAAGAAGAGCCCAGAGCUGCCGCAGACCGUGGACCGGUACUCUGACGAGCACAAGCGCGACGCGCAGCACACGCCCCGCCCGCCCGUCUCCGCCGACACGCUGCGCAAUGAGCGCGUCCUCUCGUACGCCGUCGCGCUGGGUCUGACUGCGCUCGCGGCCAUUGUGCGCUUCUGGGGCAUCAAGCACCCCGACCAGGUCGUGUUCGACGAGGUGCACUUUGGCUCGUUUGCGACCCACUACCUCCAGCGCGAGUACUACUUUGAUGUUCACCCGCCGCUUGCCAAGAUGCUCAACGCGCUCGCCGGCUGGGCAGUCGGCUACACCAAGCCCUUUGGCUUUGACAACAUUGGCGACAGCUACGUUACCGAGGAGAACCCCGUGCCGUACGUCGGCCUCCGCGGAUGGAGCGCGAUCCUCGGCUCGGUUACCGUUCCCGUCGUGUAUGCUACCAUGCGCGAGAGCGGGUACCCUAUCCCUAUCGCUGCGUUCUCGGCUCUGCUGAUUCUCUUCGACAACGGCCACAUCACACAUACCCGCCUUAUCCUCCUCGACGCUCCUUUGGUCCUCUUCAUGGCCCUGUCUCUCUUUGCCUACGUCAAGUUCCACCAGCAGCGCUACCGCGAGUUCUCCAACGAGUGGUGGGGCUGGCUCCUCGCCACGGGCGCCGCGCUCGCCUGCACACUCGGCUGCAAGAUGGUCGGCCUCUUCACAUUCUUUACCGUCGGCGCGGCCGUCGUCUGGGACCUGUGGGGCAUCCUCGACGUCAAGCGCGGCUACACGAUGCGCCACUUCUGGAAGCACUUUGUGUACCGUGCCGUCGGCCUCAUUCUCUGGCCCUUCAUCAUCUAUCUCUCCUUCUUCUGGAUCCACUUCAAGAUUCUCAAGUAUUCCGGUCCUGGCGACACGUUCAUGAGCCCCGCGUUCCAGGAGACGCUGGCGGGCAACGAGCUGCUCCAGUCGUCGCAGGAAAUCCGCUACUACGACACCAUCACCAUCCAGCACAAGGACACGUCCCAGUUCCUCCACUCGCACGUGGACCGCUACCCUCUGCGCUACCCCGAUGACCGUGUCUCGUCGCAGGGCCAGCAGGUGACGUGCUACCCGCACAACGACACCAACAACCACUGGCAGGUCAUCCCCACGCGCGAGAUCCCCGCCUCUGGCCGUGGACGCGUCGUUCGCCACAACGACGUUGUCCAGUUCCGCCACCUUGGUACCGACACGCUCCUCAUGACCCACGACGUUGCCUCGCCCACCAUGCCUACGAACCAGGAGUUUACGACGGCUGGCAAGGACGACGCCGACAAGCGCGAGUUUACCCUCUUCCAGCUCCAGGUCAACGACGCUCACGAGGGCGAGCCGAUCAAGACGCUGUCGUCCCACUUCAAGGUGCAGCACGUCAAGACGCGUGUCAUGCUCUGGACGCACAAGAAGGCGCUCCCCGACUGGGGUCACAACCAGCAGGAAGUCAACGGUAACAAGAAUGCCGACCACCGUUCCGCUCUCUGGGUCUCAACCGAGAUUGUCUCCGACGGCCAGGGCCAGGACUUCCGAAACCGCACUGGCUCUGUGCCCGACAAGCCCGUCAAGCACAUGAACUUCUUCAAGAAGUGGUUUGAGCUCCAGGUGCUCAUGCUCCAGCACAACGCUGGUCUGUCGAGCAGCCACCCGUACGCGUCCACACCUGUCGAGUGGCCCUUCUGUCUCUCGGGCGUGAGCUUCUGGACCAACAACGACCUCAGGCAGCAAAUCUACAUGAUUGGCAACCUGAUCGACUGGUGGGUCUGCGCCGUCGCGCUCAGCAUCUUCCUCGGCAUCAUUGGUGCCGACCAGCUCGCACGCCGCCGUGGCAUUGAGCCGAUCGAGGACGACGUCCGCAACAGGAUGUACCGCAACACCCUCUUCUUCUUUGGCGCCUGGGCGUUCCACUACUUCCCCUUCUACACGAUGGAGCGCCAGAGGUUCCUGCACCACUACCUGCCCGCGCACCUCGCGUCGGCGCUCGUGGCCGGCUCGAUCCUCAACUUUAUCGUCGUCGAGACGGUCAACUACCCUGUCUCGGUUGCCGGUCCCAAGACGCGCCUCCGUCCCCAGGUGCGCGCCGUCGUCGGCCGCAACGGCCUCAUCGUCAUUGGUGUCCUCACGGCGCUUGUGAUCGGCUCGUUUGCCUACCUUGCUCCGUUCACCUACGGCACGACUCUCACUUCCCAGCAAAUCUCGGCUCGCAAGCUGCUCCCAAGCUGGACCUUGCACUUUGAGGCCAAGGAGGUCGUCGAGGUCGACCAGAACCUGCUGGCUAACAAUGCCAUGGGCUCGGCCGAGGAGCCUGUUGUUGUGGAGGGCGCAUCGGCCGACGACGAGCAGAUUGCGCUCUCAUAGCGGCAUACCGCAUACCCCGUGGCGCCGCAAAGCGCGACAUCUCACUAUAUCCACACCCACUUGCUCUGUCAGUGGUUUAAAAUGCAUACUCAUGGC